This is a messenger RNA of Coregonus clupeaformis (lake whitefish), 2359 nucleotides long. RefSeq names its product bestrophin-2-like. NCBI's taxonomy places the organism in Eukaryota, Metazoa, Chordata, Actinopteri, Salmoniformes, Salmonidae. Gene Ontology annotation, molecular function: chloride channel activity. The transcript is spliced from 10 exons. The coding region runs from base 362 to 2359 and encodes 665 amino acids. The record is from RefSeq and is a predicted model, not a curated record.
ACUAUUUCCAGUUUUCCAAGGCUAUGUGGGUUUUUUCUUGUUUUUACACACUUGCGCUUUUGACAUUGUGUACCUCUCGGUGGCCUGUCGCUUGUGGUCCAUCACCGAUUUCAAAUGCACUGUGCAGAAGCUCGCUCUCCCAGUAGGGAGCAUGUACUAACGAGCUCGGUCUCCCUCCCAUUUUCGGGAUUUACCCCGGGGCGCUCUAGCCAUUGAACGCACUGCUGAGGCUCCAGCAUCCAAGGAAUACCCUCUACUGCUGCCUUCUUUUACUGUAUGAUGUCUCGGCCGAAUGGGUUACCAACGAUGGACAUGGAAUGAUCGUUUUUUUAUUAUUAUAGAAUAACUGAUAGAUGACAUCAUGACGGUCACCUACACGGCGCAAGUUGCCAAUGCGCGCUUCUGCGGGUUCUCCAAACUGCUCCUAGCCUGGAGGGGAAGCAUCUACAAGGUCUUAUGGAAGGAGUUCCUUGCUUUCUUCGCCAUGUACACUGCCAUCAGUGUCACUUACAGAUUCUUCCUCUUUGAUGACCAGAAGAGGUAUUUUGAAAAAUUGGCAAUUUACUGCAACCACUAUGCCAGUCUCAUCCCCAUGUCUUUUGUGCUAGGUUUUUACGUGACACUGGUGGUGAACCGCUGGUGGAAUCAGUACACCCGCAUCCCAUUACCUGACCGCCUGAUGUGCGUGCUCUCGGGCGGCCUGCAGGGCGUGGACGAGCGCGGGCGGCUGCUGCGACGCACCAUGAUGCGCUAUACAAGUCUGUCCGCGAUACUGAUUUUGCGCUCGGUCAGCACCGCAGUGUUCAAACGCUUCCCGACCAUGGACCACGUCGUGGAAGCAGGGUUCAUGACCAGGGAGGAGCGGAAGAAGUUUGAGAGCCUCAAAUCCCCCUAUAACAAGUACUGGAUGCCCUGUGUGUGGUUCACUAACCUGGCCGCCCUGGCCCGCAGUGAGGGCAGGAUUAAGGACGACAGCACCCUCAAACUAGUGCUGGAGGAGCUCAAUCAUUUCAGAGGGAACUGCAGUAUGCUUUUCCAUUACGACAUGAUCAGUGUUCCCCUGGUCUACACUCAGGUGGUGACUCUGGCCGUGUACAGUUUCUUCUUCGUGUGUCUGAUAGGACGUCAGUUCCUGGACCCCACUCAAGGUUACCUGGGUCAUGACCUGGACCUGUACGUCCCCAUCUUCACUCUGCUACAGUUCUUCUUCUACGCUGGCUGGCUCAAGGUAGCAGAGCAGUUGAUAAACCCAUUUGGAGAGGACGAUGAUGACUUUGAGACCAACUGGCUGAUAGACAGGAACUUCCAGGUCUCCAUGAUGGCAGUUGAUGAGAUGUAUGGGGAUCUUCCCAUCAUGGAAAGAGACCGAUAUUGGAACGACUCUAACCCUCGUCCUCCCUACACUGCCGCAACUCUAUUCGGGCUGCGCAAACCCUCCUUCCAGGGCUCCACCUUCGACAUGGCGAUCCCCAAAGAGGAGAUGCACUUUGCGCCCCUGGCGGAUAUCACUGAGAACGUGGAGUCUGAGGGUGGGGGUCGACACCCCAACAUGGCCCUGUUCAACCGGCUCCUCUUCACUGCCCCGUCCCCCACGGGGCUCAUGGGAGGGGCGCUGCGCCGCACCUCCGCCCAGCUCCAGAGGUUCCGCCGCCCCUCCGGGAUGUACCCGCCCUCGUUCAGUGAUGAAGAGGGUGAGGACGAGGAUGAUGAAAGUGGGAAGACUUUGGGGCCGUCUGGGGGGUCGCUGCCGUCUGUUUUGGGUCAGGAUACUCAGAGUACCAUAUGUAGUUGUGGAGGGGUGGUUAAUGCUAGGACCCCCCUCAUGGAGGUACAGUUUGGGGUUGGGGUGGAGAGAUGUGGGGACGCUCUCCAAAGCCAGGAAGAGAUUAUGGAAGAAGAGGACGAAGAAGAAGAGGAUGAGGGGAACGCCCAGAAGGGGGCAGAGAAAGAGAAGCUGGAGGAAGGGAACACUGAGGUGACAGGAGAUAUUCAAAGCCCCAUGCCACUGCUCCCAUCACCCCUCCAACCUUCCAGAGACCCAGGCCAAACGUCCACCAGACAACCCCAGGAUAAGACACCCAGACCAGCCUCGAAAACCCCCUCCAGCCCCCUAGCCCCCAGCAUCAUCCACCCCCGUCCCACAGCCUGGUCCACCCGAGACCUCUUCAUCGCCGAACCAAUCACAGAGCAGAACACAGUGAUCCCCGCCAUUCCCAAGCCGCCCAUUGGUGGAGCCAAGAUGUCCUUCCUCACCGUGCCAUCCUACAGCGCCCCACAGCGUCAUAGGAGUGUCAGCAUGGGGUCAGAGUCCCCAUCAGCUCCGAAACUACAAGUUACACCCUGUUCUAGCCAAAAUUAG